AUGGGAGAAAUAGGAGAUACUUAUGGUUUAGACCUAGGGAAAAAGAAAGUAAUUUAUUGGGGUGAUUGGGGAUGGGAUGAUGAUAUUAACUUUGGCAACUUUGCUAGUAAUAUUUUGGAGAAAGAAGGAAUAUUAUGCUUAGGGAUAGUGGUGUUUGUUAAUCAUGAAAUAGAAAAGAAUAAAAAACCUGAAAAUAAUCCCCAAAAAAGUCCCAACGAUGAUAAUCCUGAACCCAACAACCCACCAAUCGAUACCGAAAAUUGGUGGUUAACGGACGAGGAAAUUGAACACGCUUACCGAAAAAUUGGAAAAGAAAUUGCUAACUCACCCGAAAUCCAAUUAGUUGAUCCGAGCGUUGUCCGCGUUAUCCAAGCAGGCGGCGAAAUUAGUGAGGACUUUAAAAAAGGUAAAUACAUUUUCUUUCCCAUAAAUAAUUCCGAGCAGCACGAAACCGGAGACACCGGAAGCCAUUGGAGUUUGCUGGUUUUUGCCGGAGAUGAAUCAGGUAUGUUUUUUAAUUAUAAUUCUUUGGAAUUUUCGACUACUCCGGAAAAUGCUAUGAAGGUAGCACAAAAUUUUCACAAGAAAGCAAAUUUAGCAACUUUAAUUAGUGUCGAAAAUGUGAGAGAAAUUCCUCGGCAAACCAAUAAUGCUGACUGUGGGGUUUAUGUCAUUGCUUACACCCGAGCCUUAAUUAAAAAAUACCAAGAAAGACAACCAGUAGAAGAAGGUUCAUUUAGUAUAAAUUUAGACAAAAAAGACUUAAUUUUCUCCAUUGACGAAGAAAGACAAAAAUUAAAAGUAGCCGGUUUUCCGAAAAAAGGUACCUCCGGAAAAGAUUAUGAGAUUGGCGAUGAUAUUGAAUAUUUAGAAAAAGAGGAGGAACUUAUUUCUCACUGA
Messenger RNA from Funneliformis geosporum, 900 nucleotides. The record is from the annotation of a GenBank genome assembly. NCBI's taxonomy places the organism in Eukaryota, Fungi, Glomeromycota, Glomeromycetes, Glomerales, Glomeraceae.